Aedes aegypti (yellow fever mosquito) is the source of this 1028-nucleotide messenger RNA. RefSeq names its product transmembrane protein 222. The coding region runs from base 341 to 880 and encodes 179 amino acids. The record is from RefSeq and is a predicted model, not a curated record. NCBI's taxonomy places the organism in Eukaryota, Metazoa, Arthropoda, Insecta, Diptera, Culicidae. The transcript has a single exon.
UGUAUAUCCAUACCAAAAGUAUAGUAAACUCUGUAUAUUUUAUUUUUACAAGUAGUUAAGCGCUUUUUAUUUAUACCAUCCACUGUAAAAUGGACUUAGGUUGCUUCUUAACCAACCAUCGCAUUUUUCUAGCUUCCAAUAGAUGGCACUGUAAGCAGUAAAUUUAAGCACUUUUUGGUGUUCCCACUUUUUAGGGGACAUAAAACACGCCAAUGCUCUUGAAAUCAACAAAACUUCAAACAAAUUUUGACUUCAAUACGAAAACUGUUUACAUUUGUGGAACAAACUAAGCAGAAAAAUUAAGAUUAUCCCGUGAUUCUUGCCGGAUCCUCACAAGAUCAUGGACCGAAGCCGGCGCCUGUCGAGUGAAAGUUCCUCCGAAGCGAUUGCACCCAUCAAUUUCGCCACCGAUAAGUACCCUUUCUGUAUCGUAUGGACACCGAUUCCAGUGCUGACAUGGUUCUUCCCGUUCAUUGGCCAUAUGGGCAUUGCCAUGUCCAAUGGAGUGAUACGGGACUUUGCGGGGCCGUACUUUGUGUCGGAGGACAACAUGGGCUUCGGCAGACCGACCAGAUACCUACAGCUGGAUCCAGCUUUCGUGAACGGAGGCGUAGUGGAGUGGGACGAAUGCGUCUCGAAGGCAUCGGUGGUCUACGGAACUCGAAUGCAUAAUCUGUUCUGCGACAAUUGCCACUCGCAUGUCGGGAUGGCCCUCUCGCUGAUGAAGUACAAGCAGUACACUAACUGGAACAUGGUGGUGUUGGCCUUCUGGAUGUUCUUCGUUGGGAAAUACGUCGGCAUUAAAGGGCUCCUGAAAACAUGGAUCCCGUUCUUGAUAGUCUUGGUCACUUGUACACUGGUAGCCGUCUAUCUUAAGUAGAUUCAAGACAUACAUCCAUCAGCAUGUGCGUUAAAUACUUGGAAAAAGUCCCGAGCGGUCAACUUUCUAUCUACAACUGAAUGUGAAAUAUACAUAAUGUAUUUAUUUUUAUUUUAUGUACUAAUAAUUAAAUCAUUUUAAUAAUUUA